Molecule: messenger RNA, 2400 nt
Organism: Amaranthus tricolor (Joseph's coat)
Lineage: Eukaryota; Viridiplantae; Streptophyta; Magnoliopsida; Caryophyllales; Amaranthaceae
Product: probable plastidic glucose transporter 1
Exons: 12
Coding region: 204-1622 (472 amino acids)
Biological process (GO): monosaccharide transmembrane transport
Cellular component (GO): membrane
Molecular function (GO): hexose transmembrane transporter activity
Source: RefSeq, a predicted model, not a curated record
UUCUUAUAAUAAAUGAUUCACUAUGCGACUGUCCGAUACUCUGAUACAAGUUAAAGAAUCUUAGUACACGUUAACAAACUUCGUCUCCCUCAAAAAAUGGAGCGAUGAUCUAGAUUCUUGCACGAUCAACUAUCAAUUACUGGAAAGUAUUCAUAUAUUUCCUGAAUAUUCAUAGCUCUCAAGUCUCUAUAGUCUGCACUAAAAUGGAGGCAGUACAUACUGCUACAGCUUUUUAUCGCCCCUUCGUUUCAUUACCCUCAUUUCCCACUUCUGUCUCCACCAAACUCAUGUAUGUUUCUUUCCAUCAUUCUAAGCAUUUCCCUCAUUUCAAACCCCACAAACAGUUUUCUGUUCAAGCCUCUAAAAACAAGCAUCACGAAUACUCAGAUAAUAAAACAGAAGAGUUGUUGAAAGAUAGAGAUGAUAAUCCAGAAGGGAUUGAUUUAGGAUGGUUGCCUGUUUUUCCUCAUGUAUUGACAGCAUCCAUGGCUAAUUUUCUUUUUGGUUAUCACAUUGGAGUCAUGAAUGGUCCUAUUGUGUCAGUGGCACGAGAACUUGGUUUUGAGGGAAACUCUAUUAUAGAAGGUCUAGUAGUGAGUAUAUUUAUUGCUGGUGCCUUCAUUGGAAGUCUUGCUUCUGGCUUUUUGGUUGACAAAUUUGGCUGUCGACGCACACUUCAGAUUGACACAGUGCCAUUGAUUAUUGGUGCAAUUUUGAGCGCAGAAGCACACUCUGUUGAUCAAGUACUUUGGGGAAGAUUCCUCGUUGGUCUUGGUAUUGGGGUGAACACAGUUCUUGUUCCAAUUUACAUAUCAGAGGUUGCUCCGACGAAAUAUAGGGGAUCUCUGGGAUCUUUGUGUCAAAUUGGAACUUGUCUUGGGAUUAUAGCUUCUUUAUUUAUAGCGAUUCCAGCAGAAAAUGAUCCACAUUGGUGGAGGACAAUGCUAUAUGUUGCGAGUGUCCCUGGGUUUAUUCUUACAAUUGGAAUGCAGUUUGCAGCAGAGAGCCCUCGUUGGUUAUGUAAAAUGGGGAGACUUGAUGAUGCUAAAUCCAUCAUUCGUAGCCUUUGGGGCCCCACAGAAGUUGAUAGUGCUAUAGAAGAGUUCCUGUCAGUAUUCAAUAAAGAUGAGGGAAAUAUCAACACGACUUGGUCGGAACUUUUUGAGGAGUCUAACUAUAAAGUUGCACUUAUAGGAGGGGCACUUUUCCUACUGCAACAAUUUGCAGGGAUUAAUGGGGUUCUUUACUUUUCAUCUUUGACCUUCCAAGAUUUUGGGCUUUCAAGUGCUGCUUUAGCAAGCCUAUAUGUUGGGCUCACCAACUUUGCAGGUGCUCUUUCUGCAUUGUACUUGAUUGAUAAGCAAGGAAGGAGAAAACUUCUCAUUGGAAGUUAUAUUGGAAUGGCUGUUUCAAUGUUUCUUAUUGUGUCUGCUAUCAGCUUCCCAGAUGAGGAUGUCAGUCACAACUUGUCUAUACUGGGUACAUUGGGGUACAUAUACUCGUUUGCAGUUGGAGCUGGCCCAGUAACUGGCAUUAUUAUUCCAGAACUCAGCAGCAGUAGGAUGCGAGGAAAAAUUAUGAGUUUCAGUUUCUCUGUGCAUUGGAUCACGGUGAUUGUCUAGAAAUUAUUGAACUUGCUUAUGUGAUGCUUCUCAGGUCUGCAACUUCCUUGUGGGUCUGUUUUUCCUCGAGUUAGUAAGAAACUUCGGUGUUGGUCCAAUCUAUAUGGGUUUUGGUGGAGUGUCGUUGCUAUCAGCAAUAUUUUGCUAUUCCUUCAUAAUCGAAACUAAGGGACGGUCACUUGAGGAGAUUGAAUUGUCAUUACGGUCUGAGCUCCCUGGACGCGGCAACUGAUAUUACUGAAUACUGAUUAUGCGUGAAAAGCUUGGUUACAACUCGUAAAGUCGUUAUCAGAUGGAAAAAAUGCACGAUCAUUAUUUUCUUCUCCAAAACGGGUUAUAUGAUUGUAUAUUUGUACAUUCCUCCGCUGCACAGUUAUAUGAUUGUAUAUCUACGGAAUGUGUCUCUUGUUUAAUAUUCUCCGACCGGGAACAAACUCCUUGCUAAUUGGAGCUGGAAGCUGGAUUAUGGUGCCUAGUUGUGCUCUUUUCCGACCUACUUGAAGACGAUCACAGUAAGUCCAAAUCUGCUGAAGUUUAUCAACAGCAUAGCAAUGGAAAUUAUUUUAUGUACCGUGGAACAGUGAUCCAGCAAGGUAUAUGGGGUGUUUUUAAAGCACACAAGUGUAAUAUACUCAAAUAUAUUCAAAUUAUUUUAUGUAAUAUAUUCAAAGUAUGUUUUGUGAUUACGUAGUACGCAGAUGGAAAUGUAAGGCCAAGUAAUAAUUGAAUUUAAAAUAUUACAAAAAGUGGUAUUUAAUCCAACUGAGUUAAAACUCAA